Messenger RNA from Zea mays, 1314 nucleotides. RefSeq lists its product as uncharacterized. Gene Ontology annotation, cellular component: endoplasmic reticulum membrane. Lineage: Eukaryota; Viridiplantae; Streptophyta; Magnoliopsida; Poales; Poaceae. The record is from RefSeq and is marked validated. Gene Ontology annotation, molecular function: diacylglycerol O-acyltransferase activity. Gene Ontology annotation, biological process: triglyceride biosynthetic process.
AGAUUCAGACGCGAGCCGAGCGGGGGAGGCGGACCACACUAGAACUAGAACCCUCUCUACGGCUCUACUACGCUACGCCCCAUCCCGCCCGGACCGGACCGGACCCACCUUCCUCCACCUCUCUGCCCGCCGCCGGCCGACCCGAAUGGGGGCGGGAACCAAUAAUGGCCUGAGCAACGGCGCCGCCGCAGGGCAGCGCGCGGACGACGGGACCACGGUGUUCCGGGGCACGGCGUACUCGCCGCUACGGACCACGGUGGCGCUCGCGCUGUGGCUCGGGGCCAUCCACUUCAACGCCUUCCUCGUCCUCGCCUCGCUCUUCCUCUUCCCGCGCCGCGUCGCCGCACUGGUGCUGGCGACGCAGCUCUUCUUCAUGUUCCUGCCGCUCAGUGAUAAGAGCAGACUGGGCCGCAAGAUCGCCAGGUUCAUAAGCAAGUACGUCAUUGGGUAUUUUCCCGUCACUUUGCACGUGGAAGACUAUGGCGCCUUUGAUCCCAACAGGGCUUAUGUGUUCGGUUAUGAGCCUCAUUCUGUUUUGCCCAUAGCUGUUGGGAUCCUCGGGGACCUUGUUGGAUUCAUGCCGCUACCAAAGAUGAAGAUUCUUGCAAGCAGUGCGGUGUUCUACACCCCGUUCCUAAGGCAAAUAUGGACAUGGUUGGGGUUGGCUCCUGCGUCGAGAAAGAGUUUCUACUCCUACCUUGGAGCUGGUUAUAGCUGUAUUAUAGUGCCAGGAGGUGUGCAGGAAAUACUUCAUAUGGAUCAUGAUUCAGAGGUUGCUUUUCUUAAACCAAGAAAAGGUUUUGUUAAGAUAGCUAUUGAGAUGGGUUGCCCUGUAGUCCCCGUUUUUGCUUUCGGACAGAGCUAUGUUUACAAAUGGUGGAGGCCAGGUGGCAAGUUAAUUGUCAAGAUUGCUAGAGCAAUCAAAUUUUCUCCAAUAAUCUUCUGGGGAAAACUGGGGACUCCCAUCCCUUUUGCAACACCAAUGCAUGUGAUUGUUGGAAGGCCAAUUGAGGUUGUAAAGAAUCCUCAACCUACCAUUGAUGAGAUAAACCAAGUCCACGGACAGUUCGUUGUUGCGAUGCAAGAUCUGUUCGAGAAAUACAAGAGCAGAACUGGAUACCCUGAUCUUCAGUUAAGAGUUCUUUGAUGGCGUGCUGUUCCAAUGAAAAGCUCUUAUCAGCUAGGUUUAAGGGAUAAAAUGGCUGUUCAGACCCAUCGACUCAAUUGAUCGUAGCAUUUGGGCUAUAAUGUUUUUGAGCACAGGUCCAUUAUUGAAAUUCUGUACCCCAUUCCAAAUUAGAAGACGUUUUUUUA